Molecule: messenger RNA, 495 nt
Organism: Penicillium egyptiacum
Lineage: Eukaryota; Fungi; Ascomycota; Eurotiomycetes; Eurotiales; Aspergillaceae
Source: the annotation of a GenBank genome assembly
AUGGACGAUGACGAGGAGGAUCGCGACUUCAGCAAGAGCAUUGUGUACGGUUUCUUUGACCAAGCCGAGAACACCUUCAAGAAGAUACAGAAGGAAAUAGAUGACAAGAACCUCGCUGAACUCUCUGCCCUCGGUCACUUCCUCAAGGGCUCAUCGGCCACACUGGGCCUUGUCAAGGUCAAGGAGGGCUGCGAGAAGAUCCAAAACUUCGGCGCCCACAAGGACGAGGCAGGUCUCAUUGACGAACCGGACACGGAGGUCUGCCUCAAGGCCAUCAAAAAGACUCUGGAUGAAGUCAAGGUCGAAUAUCGUAAGGUCGAGAAGCUCCUCCGCCGAUACUACGGCGAGGAGGUGAAGGACGAAGAGAAGCCAGAAGAGAAGGAGGUCAAGGAGGAGAAGAAGAAGAAGAAGGAAGAAAAGCUUAAGGAAGAUCCCAAGAAGCAGGCUACCGAGUCCAAGGAGACUAAGGAGCCCACCAAGGAAGCCUCGGAAUAA